AUGGAUACUGUCACUUUGAUGAUGCUUUUGUUGCAUCUUUGUUGCCUUACUUCACUGAUGUUUAAAUUUGGCAUUUGCACAGGACCCUCAGACUCAGAGACUUUCUGUGUUCCUAGUGAACGUGAAGCGCUUUUGAGGUUCAAGCAUCAUCUCAAAGAUCCUUCAAACAGGCUCUGGUCUUGGAAUGCUUCCAAUACCAAUUGUUGUGAUUGGACUGGAGUUGUUUGCAGUAAUGUAACAGCUCACGUCCUUGAGCUUCACCUCAACACUUCACCACCUCCACUGCCUUAUUCCAAUAACUCUGAUAUUGAAUAUGAAGAAGCUCUUGAUGCUUAUCAUAGCUCAAAGUUUGGUGGUGAGAUAAAACCUUCCUUGCUUGAGUUGAAGCAUUUGAGUCACUUGGACUUAAGCGGAAAUUCUUUUGGGUUUGUGCAAAUUCCUAGUUUCCUUUGGGAAAUGACCUCCUUGACUUACCUUAACCUCUCUUGUGGGGGAUUCAAUGGGAAGAUUCCUCAUCAGAUUGGGAAUCUUUCUAAUUUGGUCUAUCUUGACCUGAGCUAUGCAGCCAGUGGGGAAGUUCCAUAUCAAAUUGGGAAUCUCACAAAAUUGCUUUGUCUUGGUCUUCAAGGUUUAGACUUUCUAUUUGCUGAAAAUCUUCACUGGCUUUCAGGUCUUUCCCAGCUUCAGUAUCUUGAAUUGGGAAGGGUAAACCUUUCAAAAUCAUUUGAUUGGCUACAGACUUUGCAAGCUCUUCCUUCUUUGAUGGAGUUACGCUUGUCACAAUGUAUGAUCCAUCGUUAUAAUCAUCCAUCCUCAAUUAACUUUUCUUCUUUAGCCACUCUUCAACUUUCCUUUAUUUCUUCACCAGAGACUUCUUUUGUCCCCAAGUGGAUAUUUGGACUCAGAAAACUAGUUUCUCUUCAAUUAAAUGGUAACUUCCAAGGCUUCAUUCUUGAUGGCAUUCAAAGCCUUACACUUCUUGAAAAUCUUGACUUGUCUCAGAAUUCAUUCUCAUCUUCUAUACCCGAUUCGUUAUACGGUCUUCAUCGUCUCAAGUUCUUGAACCUACGAUCCAGCAACUUGUGUGGCACUAUUUCUGGUGUCCUGAGCAAUUUGACUUCUUUGGUCGAACUUGAUUUGUCAUAUAAUCAGCUUGAAGGAAUGAUUCCAACUUAUUUGGGAAAUUUGACUUCUUUAGUUAGGCUUGAUUUGUCACGUAAUCAACUUCAAGGAAGAAUUCCAACUACUUUGGGAAAUUUGACUUCCCUGGUUAAACUUAAUUUUUCACAAAAUCAACUUGAAGGACCAAUUCCAACUACUUUGGGUAAUCUCUGCAACUUAAGGGAGAUUGAUUUCUCGUAUCUCAAACUCAACCAACAAGUUAAUGAAAUUCUAGAAAUUCUCACUCCUUGUGUUUCGCAUGUUGUCACAAGACUCAUAAUUUCGAGUUCUCAACUUUCUGGCUAUCUGACAGAUCAAAUUGGGUUGUUUAAAAAUAUUGUCAGAAUGGAUUUUUCUAACAACUCAAUUCAUGGUGCACUUCCUAGAUCAUUGGGAAAACUUUCAUCAUUACGCAUUCUUGAUCUUUCCCAAAAUCAAUUCUAUGGAAAUCCAUUUCAGGUUCUUAGAUCACUUCAUGAAUUGUCAUAUCUUUCAAUUGAUGACAAUCUGUUUCAAGGAAUUGUCAAAGAAGAUGAUCUUGCAAAUCUUACAAGUUUAAAAGCUUUUUUGGCAUCAGGGAACAAUCUCACUUUAGCAGUGGGUCCCAAUUGGCUCCCUAGCUUUCAGCUAUUUGAAUUGGGCAUGAACUCGUGGCAAUUGGGUCCUAAUUUUCCAUCAUGGAUUCACUCACAAGAGGCUCUUCUAUCAUUGGAAAUUUCUAACACAGGGAUAUCAGAUUCUAUCCCUGCUUGGUUUUGGGAAACAUGUCAUGAUGUUUCUUAUUUGAACCUCUCUAAUAAUAAUAUCCAUGGCGAGCUUCCAAAUACAUUAAUGAUUAAAUCUGGUGUUGAUCUAAGCUCAAAUCAAUUACAUGGGAAAUUACCCCAUCUAAAUGAUUACAUCCAUUGGUUAGAUCUUUCGAACAAUUCAUUCUCUGGAUCCCUGAAUGAUUUCCUAUGUAAAAAGCAAGAGUCGUUCUUACAAUUUCUCAAUCUUGCAUCGAAUAAUUUAUCAGGGGAAAUACCUGAUUGUUGGAUGACGUGGCCAUAUCUGGUUGAUGUAAAUUUACAAAGCAAUAACUUUGAUGGGAACUUACCCCCAUCCAUGGGUUCAUUAACUCAGCUACAAACUUUGCACCUUCGUAGUAACUCCCUCUCAGGAAUAUUUCCUACCUUUUUGAAGAAAACAAAUAUGUUGAUUUGCUUAGACCUUGGGGAAAAUAGCCUUACAGGAACUAUUCCAGGAUGGAUUGGAGAAAAGCUCUUAAACUUGAAGAUUCUUCGCCUUCCAUCAAAUAGAUUUACCGGUCAUAUUCCUAAAGAAAUAUGUGAUAUGAUUUUUCUUCGGGAUUUGGACCUUGCAAAAAACAAUUUGUUUGGAAACAUACCAAAUUGUUUAAACAACUUGAAUGCCAUGUUGAUUAGGAGUAGAAGUGCAGAUUCAUUUAUCUAUGUCAAGGCAUCCAGCUUGAGAUGUGGGACUAAUAUAGUUAGUUCACUCAUAUGGGUGAAAGGAAGAGGUGUAGAGUACAGAAAUAUUCUUGGCUUGGUGACAAAUGUUGAUCUUUCUGGUAAUAAUUUAUCUGGUGAAAUUCCAAGAGAACUUACAGAUCUAGAUGGACUUAUUUUUCUAAACUUGUCCAUCAAUCAGUUGAGUGGCCAAAUCCCACUAAGUAUAGGGAAUAUGAGAUCAUUGGAAUCCAUUGAUUUCUCAUUCAAUAAACUUUCAGGAGAUAUUCCUUCAACCAUAUCAAACUUGAGCUUUCUCAGCAAGCUUGACUUGUCUUAUAAUCAUUUAGAAGGGGAAAUUCCAACAGGCACUCAAAUUCAAACCUUUGAAGCAUCAAACUUUGUUGGAAACAGUUUGUGUGGCCCACCACUACCUAUCAAUUGCAGUUCUCAUUGGCAAAUAUCUAAGGAUGAUCACGAUGAAAAAGAGAGUGAUGGGCAUGGAGUGAAUUGGCUCUUUGUGAGUAUGGCAUUUGGAUUUUUUGCGGGAUUUUUGGUAGUGGUUGCUCCUUUGUUCAUUUUUAAAUCAUGGAGGUAUGCCUAUUAUCGUUUCCUUGAUGAUAUGUGGCUCAAAAUGGAGUCUUGUUGGUGA
Molecule: messenger RNA, 3261 nt
Organism: Glycine soja
Lineage: Eukaryota; Viridiplantae; Streptophyta; Magnoliopsida; Fabales; Fabaceae
Product: receptor-like protein EIX2
Exons: 1
Coding region: 1-3261 (1086 amino acids)
Molecular function (GO): protein binding
Source: RefSeq, a predicted model, not a curated record